Sphaeramia orbicularis (orbiculate cardinalfish) is the source of this 4593-nucleotide messenger RNA. It is a transcript of the gene ppp1r3ab, whose product is annotated as protein phosphatase 1, regulatory subunit 3Ab. Gene Ontology annotation, molecular function: glycogen binding; protein phosphatase 1 binding. Gene Ontology annotation, cellular component: protein phosphatase type 1 complex. The transcript has 6 exons. Gene Ontology annotation, biological process: regulation of glycogen biosynthetic process. The record is from RefSeq and is a predicted model, not a curated record. The coding region runs from base 1 to 4593 and encodes 1530 amino acids. Lineage: Eukaryota; Metazoa; Chordata; Actinopteri; Kurtiformes; Apogonidae.
AUGUCAUCUGUAACUCGACUCCAUCUGUUAAGUCAGAGCAUGUUGAAUGUCAGUUGCCAGAAGCAGAAACCGUGCAACUCACUUCCCGCUGACUCUCUCACAGAGAGCCCCAUGGAGUUUGUGGGACAACCAAGUUCUUCUGGGGCCUGUAACUUCCUGGCAUUGCCAGGCCUCAGCUCUUUGGACCUGGAUGAUGAUGAUGGUGAAGAGAUAGUGAUCGGCAUCAGACCUAAAUCCUCUCCUCUCCCUCGCAGAAAGAGCUCUCUCACUGACGAUGACUCAGAGCCUGAGCCACCCCUGAGUGGCUCCAGAAGAGUGUCCUUUGCAGAUGCCAAAGGCCUCAAUUUGGUUCAAGUGAAGGAGUUUGACAAGUGGGACAUACCCAUGGUGCCUGGAUAUGAUUACCCUGAUGGCCGAAGUAGAGAUGAAGAAGAAUAUUUCAUAGUUCCUUUAAAUUUUUCCAUUCAGUUGUCUACUGAAGAGCUUUUUGCUAAAGUCCAUGAGCAGAAAAUGGAGUUGGAGACCAUUGAGUUACUUCCAGGGACCACAAUACUAAAAGGAAUGAUCCGUGUCCUAAACGUCUCCUUUUCUAAGGCUGUGUAUAUCCGAACCACUCUAGAUAACUGGGCUAGCCACUUUGACCUUUUGGCAGAAUACAUCCCAGGUUCCAGUGAUGGAAUGAUGGACUCUUUUUCAUUUAAGCUCACUUUAGUACCCCCGUUUGAGGAGCUUGGAACCAGAGUGGACUUUUGUCUGCGAUAUGAGACUUCUGUUGGGACAUUCUGGAGCAACAAUAACAAUAUGAACUAUGUGCUCUUAUGUCACCAAAGAAUAAAAGAGCAGAAUGAAAAGCUGCAGAAGGAAAUAGUGCACAAGAAAAGCUGCCUUAAGACUGUCAGUCAGAACCUCGACACUGUUGAAAACAUACCCUCUCCGGAAACGUCACAACAGGAAAAUGUGCCAACAGAUGUGUCGAAACAUGGCGCGGGUGUGAACACUGUAAAAAACAACCAAACCGAUGAUAGUCCGAAAGACACUAAAGAAGAAAAUAGACAGAAACUACAGGCUGAGAACAGACAGAACCACAGCCGAAGAAAUCGCAGAAAGGCUGCACGGAUGGCUCGACUGAGGAACUACUAUGCUCAAAGAGACAUAACAGCAAAUGACAGUGAAAGUGAUGCAUCACUUUCACAAACAACACAAACUGUGGAAAAAGAAAGCCCAGUGGAGAAACACUCACUUUCUGAAGUGAACAUCAAAUCAGAAGACUCUCUGUCUGUUUCUGAGUCAUGUCUGGCAACAUGCAGCAAAUCUACUCUUGAUGUCCAGCAUGAUACCUCAAAGGCAAAUGACUAUGCAUCUAACAACGAGGCAGAGAAAUCUGAAAACAUCAAUGUGGCUGACUCAGCCACAUUAACAGGAGCGAUGAGUGAUAGCCAUGAUAACCCAGUGCCUUCAAAUGACGAGCCUGCUGUUGCAGAGCAUGCACAUCAACAUAUCAACAAGUCUGUCUCCAAAGUUGAGCAGAGAAGCCAAAAGAAUGGCAUGAGUUAUGAGUGUGCAAACCCUCCAGGUGAACCCCAUGACAGCCUUGUUAGCCAGACCAACAGCUAUUCAUUUGGAACUGUGGUGGCUCCACUUUAUCAUCAGGUUUUUGUCAGAGUGGAAAGUGAAAGUCGGAGCUUAGGUGACAUAAGAAAUCCAGUUUGGGCUACACUGACUAAUCCUCACACGGAGAGGGGAGAGAGUUGCUCCACUCAGAGUUACCAGGACAACAUUCAGAGAAAUCAGUUUCAAACUCAGGAAAUAAACCAAGAAUGUGCAGAUUCCACUUUAUGUAAUGAUCCUUACACUGAAGAAAAAGAAGGUAUAAAUGUGAUAAUAUCUGACAGUGGGGACAGUAUAGAAACCAAACAGGAUCAGGUAGAGAUUAGAAAUUCUGAGGGAAAAUUCAUAAACAGUCGUUGUCCAAUAAAACCUAAUAUAGCACUGAAUCCUCCAUCUGAAAAUAUUAUAAACUCUGAUUUCUUGAAUGCACCACAGAGUUUAAGUCACGAGGGGGAAACACAGGAAGACAAUCUAACCCAUGACCUCCAAGAGAAAACCGCAACAGCACAGGCUCAGCUGCCAGAAAAUUCAUGUUCACAUACCUGUGAAAUGAAUAAGGAUGAAACACUUUCACACCCCGAGACAGAAGUUAGCAUGUCCAGUCUGGAAAACUCAUUUUUGUCUUUUCAAACAGUGUCAGUAAGUUUGACAGACCAACAGACCAGCACUAGUGUAGCUCAGUCGUGCGAAGAGCAUGAUUUUGGUGAAAAUGCAUCUAUAUCAACGAGCCAUGCAUCCUCAGAUGAAGACAAAAUAUCGGAAGCGUUACAUGAUGAUUCAGCUACAAAAGGAAAUGAAAAAAGCUCUGUGUCUUGUUUAGAAACUGCGAAGCAAAUGGAUGUCACAAGAACUGAAAGUUCUCUAGAAACUCAGAAAGAAAGUAAUGACUCUAUAGAAGUGAUGAACAACUCCAAUGAAGAAGAAGCAAAACAGUCGGCUAAAAUUGAAGUUGUUGGUGUGAAAGCUGAAUUAGUGACAAAAGCAGCAGCGAGUAACUGUCACAUACUCAGUGACAUGUUUGUGAAGCUUGAGGAUAAAGACACAUUAAAAGAUACAGAAAUUAUUUUCCCAGAAAAAGUAGAGCAUGAUGAAAUGGAAGCUGCAGUCUCAAAGGAGGAUUCCAAUUUAGACACUACUGAGGUAAAAAACUGGGAAAUCAUGGUUGAGGAAGAGGAGAGAGACUUGUUGACAGGUGAAGAUGAGAGCGAGGCAUUGAUUUUAGAAACAGAAGAUGUGCACGUAGUGGAUGAUGACCAGGCUGAGGUGGUGGAGAAGCAGCUGGAGGGUUCGGGGUUAGAAAUACCAUCUGAGCACAGGGAGGACAAAACAGAAAUUUUGGUGGAGAAUGAGGUGGAGAACAAAGCUGGAGAUGUUGAAGAAGAAUUAAAGGAGAUUUUAAAAGAAUUAGUUGAAAUGACUAUAGGAAGAAUAGAGGAGGAUCAAGAAAAACACCUUGCACAGCCACAGGAGUCCGAUAUUCAAGGAAAAGAUACCAGAGAAGGAGGGAAAAUGGGGGUUGAGGAGGAAAUAAACAUGACGGAAAAAGAUGAAACUGGUGCAAAGUUGGGGGAUCAGUUAAAAUCAGAGGAGAACCCAGGUGAAGAAGAGGAGAAAAUGUUGGUUUUUGAUGCAGAGGAGGUAGAGAUUUUAGAGUCUGGGGGUAUAGAGAUAGAGCACAAGGGAGAUGAAGAGAGGUUAGACAAUACACAAAUCAAGGUUAGGGAUAAUUUAUCUGCUCUGGUUGAGCAGUUGAAAGUUGAAAUGACUAUAAGAAGAAUAGAGGAAGAUCAAGAAAAACACCUUGCACAGCCACAGGAGGCUGAUAUUCAAGUGAAAGAUACCAGAGAUGGAGGGAAAAUGGGGAUUGAGGAGGAAAUAAACAUGACGGAAAAAGAUGAAUCUGGUGUGAAGUUGGGGGAUCAGUUAAAAUCAGAGGAGAACCCAGGUGAAGAAGAGGAGAAAAUGUUGUUUUUUGAUGCAGGGGAGGUAGAGAUUAAAGAGUCUGGGGGUAUAGAGAUAGAGCACAAGGGAGAUGAAGAGAAGUUAGAUAAUACACAACACAAGGUUAGGGAUAAUUUAUCUGCUCUGGUGAACAAUAUGCAUGAGGAUACCGAUGGCAGAGCUAUUGACAGAGAAGAUACAGGGGAAGGGCAAACUGCACAUACACCACCUGAAAUGAAUCUAUGCAAAGAGGAGAAUUUUCAUAGCAAUGAAAAUAUUACACAUGACCCAUCCGAAGCUGUGAGACAUGAGGAUGAGUGUACUUAUGCAGAGGGAGGUUCGUGUCUUCUAACAGAUGAACCUGAAACUGACAAAACAAGCGACGACAGCACUUCAUCAGAGUCCGGAUCAGACGACGAGGUGGAACUGUACAUGCACUGUCUGAGGGCUGUCCACGGGCAGAACAGCUUCGCACAGACCGCCAGAGACCAGAACAAAGAUAAAGAGUUCAGUGUUGGCAAGAGACUUUCUGGAAGCAGAAGCAAACCACUGUCCACAUCCCUGCCAUCCAUCAGCGAGUCUCUGGAUGAGGAACAACACCUCAGCCAACUUCAGGACAGUCAUGAAGAUACGGAGACAGCAGAUUUCCAACCCACUGCUGCAGCUCUGUCAGCGUCAAGUGGAGAGGAAAACAUCAACAGAAACACUUCGUGGUGGAAAGAGACUUUCUCUUGCAGCAAUAUCUCAAAAACAUUGCUAUACGCCACCUUAGCACUUUUCAAGGACAAAAUGACAAAGCUGAUGAGGAAGAACGCUCACCUCAGAAAGCAGCAGAUGCUGCAGACUCAGCUGGAUCAUGCACUGAUCAACUCUGAAAGAAACGCUUUGAGUCUGCAUAAGAAGAAGGUGCAAAUGAGUCGUAAACAGCGGCAGGAGAAACUGACCACAUCUGCAUAUGUGAGGUCUACUGAGGAGAUGAGUGAGGAGGAGGAUGAGGAAGAGCAAAACAUGGAGAAGGACACACACAGAAGUAUUGAGUAUUAA